Sporothrix schenckii 1099-18 is the source of this 1980-nucleotide messenger RNA. Its product is annotated as c6 zinc finger domain containing protein. The record is from RefSeq and is a predicted model, not a curated record. Gene Ontology annotation, biological process: regulation of transcription by RNA polymerase II. NCBI's taxonomy places the organism in Eukaryota, Fungi, Ascomycota, Sordariomycetes, Ophiostomatales, Ophiostomataceae. The transcript is spliced from 2 exons. The coding region runs from base 1 to 1980 and encodes 659 amino acids. Gene Ontology annotation, molecular function: DNA-binding transcription activator activity, RNA polymerase II-specific; zinc ion binding.
AUGGACUACGGCCACCUGAUGUUUGACGAGCCGGAAGCCGCCGCCGACGCGGCGCUUCCGGCCCCCGAUUUUGACUUUUACGGCUUCAUGCCGGCGCCAGGCGAUGUUAUGGGCAAUAUGCCCCAACAGCAGCAGCAGCAGCAACAGCAACAAAGGGACCAGCAACUACAACGUCAACAUAUCGUCCCGUCACCAGGCACCGUGAGCGACGGUGGUCUGCGCAGCCACAGCCAUGGCGGCUUCGACGUCGUCGACCAAGACAUGCACUUCUCCACACCCCACGCGUUCCACCUGGGCUCGUCAGCAUCAUCGACAACGGCAGCCGCAUCGACCGGCUCCACAAUGUUGCCGCGCGGCAGCGCGAGUACGGCUUCCACCACACCGGGCCGCCUCUCGCCCAUGCCGCUGGUGCCGGGAACCACGUCGCCCGACGCAAGGAACCUGUCCAUCUCGGCACCGUCGGUGACCGGCAAGACGUUGGUCCUCGCCAGCAACAACCACGCCCGCUCCCACCACCACCACCAGCCGCAGCAGCAGCAACACCAUCACCACAUGCAGGGCAACCUGAGCGGCAGCGAAGCCGCCAGCAACAGCAGCCACAACAAACGUCUCGAGCGCCGCGGUCACACCAAGUCGCGGCGUGGCUGCUUCAACUGCAAGCGCCGCCGCAUCAAGUGCCAGGAGACGCGGCCAGCCUGCGGCCACUGCCUCAAGACGGGACUGCAGUGCGAGUACCCCGUGGCGCCGCUCGUCAACCACCAGCCACAGCACCAGAUUCCGCUCUUCAGUCUGCAGGACAUGCGCUUCUUCCAGCACUUUUUGCUGCACUGCAGCCCGCACCACCCCCUCGGGAACCACUCCCUCUGGACGCACGAGAUUCCCUGCCUUUCACAUUCGUACGACUAUUUGAUGCACGCGCUGCUCGGCAUGGCCGCUUCGGAUCUCAUGCGGGACGACCCCAGCCUCGUGACUGCCGCGAUGGACCACCGUCUCAAGGCCAUCCGGUCGAUCAAGCGGACGCUGGCUGCCGUCCCGAAGUGGCCCAAUUCCGGUGCCGCCCAGUCACAGCCGGCCGUGGGCGAGCGCAGUGGCUCCGGGUCCGCGUCGCCGCACAGCACGGGUGAGGAGAGUAGCGGGAAAGGCGGCGGGGCGCGACGACAGUCCGGGUCGAGCUCGGGCGAGCCCUGGGACUUGCACGGCGGCUCCAGCGCGCCCGGCACGCCCAUGUUCGAGGAGGGCAACGCGCUGAUGGCGACGUGCUUUGCGCUGACGUUCCAGUCGGUGGCGCUCGACGACGGCAUGGCCGAGUACAUGACGUUUAUCCGCGGCAUCAUUGUGGUCGCGAUCCAGAUGUACCUCAAGGGCGCACGCAUCAUGUUCCGCAACCUGCUGAACAACGACCAGGCCGAGCUGCUGCGGCCGGCGAUCGAGCCCAUGUCGGCCAUUGACCGGCAGUGGAGCAUGGCCGCGCUUACAGCCUGCCAGAACCUUGCACCGCUUUGCGCCGGCGACAGCAUGGCAACGACGUACCAGAAGCUGGUCGUGGAGAUGGCCGAGGCGCUGCUGGUGUCGCCCCUGGAGGCGUACUCGGCCAUGACGCGGCACUAUGCAUGGUGGAUGCAGCUGCCGCACGAGCAGUUCCGCCAGGUCAUUGACCUCGACAAGCAGGUGUUUGUGCUGUUGGCGACGCACUGGAUUGCGCUCAAACAGAUCAUGGCGCGCAUCACCUCCAAGGAGGAGGUCGUGUCGACGGCUCUGUCGCGGAUGGAGAGCGCCGAGGGACGGUCGGCGGGGAAGCCUGUGCCGUCCAUUGAGGUCGACGGCGUCAAGGACGUGGACGGCUCCAUGGACCCGGGCAUCUUCCGGUGGCUGAAGCACCUCAACCGACAGGUGGAGCCCGAGUACCUGGCCUACAACAAGUGGCCGAUGUGGGUCGAGUCGGAACUGGACCGGGACCUGGGUGCGUUUGGCAAGCAGUGA